CAACUGUCACUUCAGAAUCAUCUGUCACUGCAGAAUGAGGGCUCUCGUGUUUCUCCUGCUCGUGGCCGCAGCCAGCGCCAAAGUGUUUGAGCGGUGCGAGCUGGCGAGGACGCUGAAGGCUGCGGGAAUGGACGGCUACCGCGGGGUUUCCCUGGGAGACUGGGUCUGCUUGGCCAAUUGGGAGUCGAGCUACAACACGGCCGCCACUAACCGCAACACCGACGGGUCGACGGACUACGGCAUCUUCCAGAUCAACAGUCGCUGGUGGUGUAACAACGGCGUGACCCCCACCUCAAACGGCUGUAACAUCUCGUGCUCCAGCUUGCUGUCCUCUGACAUCAGCGCUGCGAUUACGUGUGCCAAGCGUGUGGUCAGAGAUCCCAAUGGGAUCAGAGCAUGGGUGGCCUGGCGGAACCACUGUCAGGGACAAGAUGUCAGGCAGUACAUCGCGGGCUGUGGGGUGUGAGACAGGCACCCAGCAGGAGAAGCACCAUUUCUCCUUCCCUCUCUCUUCUUUGAUCACUCGCUUCUGAUUUUCCAAACCCGACGCUCACAAAGGCUCAACAGUGAAGCACUUGUCUUUGAAUCCCUUGCUUGUCUGUAUAAAAAUUAUGAAAUAUAUCAAGUUUCUUCAAAUACUGCUACUUGAAAAUACUUUUCUUUUUUGCCAGUAUCAACCUUUUUGCUCUGAUGGGCUACACUUUAAUAAAGCCAUAAUUUGCUUUUGCA
Molecule: messenger RNA, 729 nt
Organism: Anguilla anguilla (European eel)
Lineage: Eukaryota; Metazoa; Chordata; Actinopteri; Anguilliformes; Anguillidae
Product: lysozyme C-like
Exons: 4
Coding region: 35-466 (143 amino acids)
Molecular function (GO): lysozyme activity
Source: RefSeq, a predicted model, not a curated record